Eleginops maclovinus (Patagonian blennie) is the source of this 3730-nucleotide messenger RNA. RefSeq names its product rhophilin, Rho GTPase binding protein 1 (gene rhpn1). The record is from RefSeq and is a predicted model, not a curated record. Lineage: Eukaryota; Metazoa; Chordata; Actinopteri; Perciformes; Eleginopidae. The transcript is spliced from 16 exons. The coding region runs from base 182 to 2239 and encodes 685 amino acids. Gene Ontology annotation, molecular function: protein binding. Gene Ontology annotation, biological process: signal transduction; negative regulation of stress fiber assembly.
AAAAGCAAGCGGAGGAGGCGCUAGCAUAAUAUAAUGAGUUGAAGCUGGGUUGUUUUGAGGAGUAAAAAGUUGUUUUUUUCACUCUACUGUUGGCUGAACUUGGAGCUCAGUGUUUACUUGGAAAUAUACAAAGUUGGGAGAAAUGUAGGGAAACUUCGGCCGACUUUGUCGUUGCCCCACGAUGGAGGAACCUGCGACAAGAGAGUUGGAGAUGUCGCUGUCAGACGGUACCUCGGACGACGACAUGCCCUUAAGUUUACCCGCAGAGGGCAGCCACAGUGGCAGCAUCCGAAAGGGAUGUGAUCCCUUCGCUCAGACUCAGCGCAGUAAGCUGCAGCACCGGCGAUCCCGCAUCAACCAGCAGAUCAACAAGGAGAUGCGCAUGAGAGCCGGAGCGGAGAACCUGUUCAGAGCAACAACCAACAACAAGGUGAAGGAGACGGUGGCUCUGGAGCUCAGCUUCGUCAACUCCAACCUGCAGCUGCUCAAAGAGGAGCUGGAGGAGCUCAACAGCAACAUGGAGGUUUACCAGACAGACAGUGAGGCUAUCAACGUUCCCAUGAUCCCUCUCGGUUUAAAAGAAACCAAGGAGGUGGAUUUCACAGUUUGUAUCCAGGACUUCAUCUGUGAGCACUACGGAGAGGACAGCUCCCUCUACGACAAGGAGAUCAAAGAGCUAAUGGAUCUCAGACAGGCCAUGCGAACACCCAGUCGUAACCAGGCCGGUCUGGAGCUGCUGAUGGAGUACUACAACCAGCUGUACUACCUGGACCAGCGCUUCUUCCCUAUUCACAGGACCCUGGGCGCACACUUCCACUGGUACGACUCUCUGACAGGCGUCCCGUCGUGUCAGCGUACGCUUGCAUUUGAAAAGGGAAGCGUGCUGUUCAACCUCGGGGCCCUGUUCACGCAGAUCGGAGCCCGGCAGGACCGCUCUGCCACCGCUGGCAUAGACCGAGCUAUAGACGCCUUCCAAAGAGCUGCAGGAGCAUUUAAUUACCUUAAAGAGAAUUUCUCCAACGCUCCCAGUCUGGACAUGAGCAGUCCCUCGCUGUGCAUGCUGGUUCGUCUGAUGGUUGCCCAGGUGCAGGAGUGUGUGUUUGAGCGCGUCACACUCACCACUCAGGACACACACUUCACUUCACAACUCCACCUGGCUCAGGAGGCGGCACGGGUGUCAGAUGUCUACCUGCUGGUGCUGCAGACCAUGGCGCAGCCCCUGAUGAAGGACUACGUGCCGUUUUCUUGGGCGUCCAUGGUUCAGGUCAAAUCUGAACACUUCCGUGCCAUCUCGCACUACUACGCUGCUGUCGCACUCUGCGAUCACACAUUGUCCGUUGAGGAGGACGAGGGUGACAAGGAGGCUGAGAAGGCUUUCCUCCAGUUCUACGUCAACGUUCCUGCAGGGCCCCCGCUAAGCCAGGUUCUGCGAGACCCUGAGAAAAGAAGAAAGCUUGGGAAAGCUCACCUGCGGCGGGCGGUGAUCAGACACGAGGAGGCCAUGCGUGUCCACAGUCUGUGCAAGAUCCUGAGAAAGAUGGACAUCCUGCAGGACGUGCUGUCCCUCACACACAAGCGCUCGCUGGACAAAUACUCAGAGCUGGACAGAGAGGACGACUUCGAUGAGACCGCAGAGGCUCCAGAGAUCCAGUCUCAAACCCAUCAGAAACCAGAAAUCACUCCAACCAACUUCUCUACGGUCCAAGUCACCGAUAUCUUCCAAAGACUCGGGCCUCUGUCAGUGUUCUGUGCGCGGGCUCGCUGGGGUCCGGUGCGUGUGAUCUGCCUCCAGAAAGGGGAGGGGGGACUGGGUCUCACGCUCAGAGGAGACUCCCCCGUCCUGGUGGCUGGAGUGGUGCCUGGAGGCUGUGCAGCGGAGGCGGGACUAAGGGAAGGAGACUACAUAGUAGCUGUGGACGGAGAAGACUGUAAGUGGGCCAAACAUGGCGAGGUGGUCGCCAUGCUGAAGAGUUGUAGUGAACGAGGAGUGGAGCUCAGCGUGGUCACGUUACACUCACACGACACACAGGUGGAGAGGAGGGCUACUGCGCUGUCCCACAGCAGCGAUAAGGAAAACACUCGGCAGCGAGUGCUGGGCGGAGCCAAGGGCCAGAGCUCCGCCUCCUUGUUGAACUGGAACAGGAAGAAGAAGCGGGAAGGAGGCGGGCCCAAUAAGAGACUAGGAAGCACUUUCAGUUUGUCGUUCGGAAGCAUACGAGACCCUGAGGCCAUGUACUGAGACACGGCUGCAGAGGAAGCACUCAGGGAAUCACAAUAGGGGAGCACGACCAGGAAGGCAUUAAAGACUGACAGGGGGGCGGGGGGGAUCUGACAAAAAAAGCACAAGGUUAGUCUGGUGAAAUUGUCCUUGGCUUCUUUUUGUUAUAACAGUCCAGGAGAGUUGAAGAAUCCUGCCCACAGGGAGAAUUCUAUACUCAUGUGUGCAGUGCUGUGAGCCGCCUUGGAGGAAAAAACCUGAGGAACAUUCUAGAUGCAGGAUGAUAUAGAAUAAUUUGGAGAAAGGACUGGGUUUUGAAAUGUACAGAAGGCCAUGUUGCUUCUGCUCUGUGAAAUCAAAGUGCAGAGAUUUGGCUGGCAUAAUCCAUGAUGCACAUGUGAUUUUUGAAGCACAAUGCUGACCCGUUACGUUUGUUCUUGGAGACAGGAAGCCACGGAAAAACAAAUAAUAUUUUUGAAUAUUAACUUAAUUUAAAAAAGCUGGCAAUUUCAUCACAUUCCCUGUGUUGUCAAAUCUUGGCUUCAACAUCUUGUGAAGAUUAAGAACAUUUUUACUGAAAGCUGAAAGCUUCUUUACAAAAUCUUUGUAUUUUUACAAUAAUGGAACUGAAACAAAACUAAUCGAGAGGGAGAAGCAAGUAUUCUUUUUCUUGUGUCUUAUAUCACCCUGAAGUGGUCUCUGUCCUGUGUAACCACUGAAGUGCUCUCACUUCUCCCACUGUUAUAUCACACGGUACUUUACGUUAAAAGUAUGAAAGAACUAUGGAUGUUCUUGGAGAAAUGUUUUUUUGUUUAGUUUUGUCAUUUUUAGAUGAUUGAAAGCACUUCAGACGUAAUGUUUUGUAGUUUUAGGAUUUCUAAAAUGCACUGUGAAGAUUGAGUCUGUUGUUAAUAAUGUAGUUCUGACGAUUGAACACAUAGAGGAUGUGUGUAUUGGAAAUGAAAUGUUAUUGAGCCUGCCCGUGUGAGUUUUGUGUUGUUGUGCCCUUAAUGUUUAAUGCCUCUGUAAUGUUACAGUCCGCCAAUAUGAGGAACAAUAGAUGAGGAUGCUAGCGGGAAAUAAUGUUAUUUUUUCUGCGCUAUGAUUAGAAAUGUGAGAAUUGUAGCACAUAACUGUUUGGUCCAGCUUAAAAAAUCAGGCUGUUUUUUUUUCUAAUGGCCUGUGAGUUUUUGUUUAUUUUUGUAUCAUGUUUGUGCCAUGGCGGUCCGUAGUGAUGAGAACAGAAAGCCACAGGGAACAAACACACGCUUUGUUUUCACAAUUCUUCUGUGAUGUGUUUCUGUAUUCAGAAACCCUGGUACGAUCUUUUCUACUCCGCUUUCUGUGCUGUGUGCGUGUGCGAGUAAAUGUUUGUCCAGAUUAUUGUGAAAGUAUUCUGUUCCUUGUUGGUGUUUGUAACUGAAUAUCUGACCAUCCCUUAAUAACAGCAUUUGGGGAUUUGCACAGUAUUUUUUUCAUGUGGAAAACAAUAAAAGUGAAUGAUGAAAACGA